GUUCCUGCCACCUACGGCUCGAGGCUACACGCCCCUGGUCUCGGCUCUGUUCAGAUUUAUUAACCGCCGCGCCCCUCCCCCCCCCCGCAGCGAGGGCGGGUGGAUUCCGCCGCCAGGUCACUGCCCCUCGCGCUCCCCGCCGACCCCCGCACCUCGCCGGUGACGUCAGGGACGCUGCCCCGGAAGCGCUCGCGUCUUCCCCUCCCCCCGUCUUUGUUGUAUCGCUUCCGGGCGGCGGGUCCCGCCCUUUCCGGUCUGGGCUGGCGGCGAGGUAUCUUCUCUUGCACAUCCCUGUGUGGUAACAUAUAGAAAAUAAGAUGCAGAACGACGCUGGGGAAUUUGUGGACCUGUACGUGCCUCGUAAAUGCUCUGCUAGCAACCGAAUAAUCGGUGCAAAGGACCAUGCCUCCAUUCAAAUGAAUAUUUCUGAGGUUGACAAGGUCACAGGCAGAGUCAAUGGCCAGUUCAAAACUUAUGCCAUUUGUGGAGCAAUUCGUAGGAUGGGUGAAUCUGAUGAUUCUAUUCUGCGUCUGGCAAAAAAUGAUGGGAUUGUUUCCAAGAAUUUCUAACUGAAGAGGCUCUCUGAUAUGGAACAUUUUGUUGUAAAAUAAACAGCUUAAAUGUA
Molecule: messenger RNA, 625 nt
Organism: Dermochelys coriacea (leatherback sea turtle)
Lineage: Eukaryota; Metazoa; Chordata; Testudines; Dermochelyidae
Gene: RPS21
Product: ribosomal protein S21
Exons: 6
Coding region: 318-569 (83 amino acids)
Biological process (GO): translation; endonucleolytic cleavage to generate mature 3'-end of SSU-rRNA from (SSU-rRNA, 5.8S rRNA, LSU-rRNA); endonucleolytic cleavage in ITS1 to separate SSU-rRNA from 5.8S rRNA and LSU-rRNA from tricistronic rRNA transcript (SSU-rRNA, 5.8S rRNA, LSU-rRNA)
Cellular component (GO): cytosolic small ribosomal subunit; ribosome
Molecular function (GO): structural constituent of ribosome
Source: RefSeq, a predicted model, not a curated record